Brassica napus (rape) is the source of this 1063-nucleotide messenger RNA. RefSeq names its product EEF1A lysine methyltransferase 1-like. The record is from RefSeq and is a predicted model, not a curated record. Gene Ontology annotation, biological process: methylation. The coding region runs from base 515 to 868 and encodes 117 amino acids. NCBI's taxonomy places the organism in Eukaryota, Viridiplantae, Streptophyta, Magnoliopsida, Brassicales, Brassicaceae. Gene Ontology annotation, molecular function: protein-lysine N-methyltransferase activity; nucleic acid binding. The transcript is spliced from 3 exons.
UAAUCAAUUUCGGUUCGGAUUUGGUACUACUUUUUCGGAUCGGGUUCGGUUCGGUUCUUCGGAUCCGGGCUUUUUGCCCAGCCCUAAUUUAGAGUGAGGUUUUAGAACACGUGUCAGAAAACCCUGAAGUUUCAAUUUUUUUUUUCUUUUCUUCUGUUUUUUAAAGCAUUCUCCUUUUGUUUCUUCAGCUACCAAAUCACUCUCUCUCUCCAGGUUUGUAUCUGAUUCAUCUCUAAUCUCUCUUUCGUUUCCUCUGAUUCUCGAUUCCACUUUCUUUUUAUUUUUUUUUCCGAUAAAUGACUGGUCUUUGCUUCGAUUCAUUGGGUUCUGGUUUAGACCAUAGAUACUGUUAGAAAGAUUAGUACUUUCUUCGAUUUGAAUGAUAUAUACGAUGCUUGUAGAUCGCUUUGAAUGAUUAAGAAAGACCUUGAAUUUGUAUUGAAACCGAUUCAUUUUGUUUGUGGUGAGUCAGAAGAAGGAUCCGAGUCUCCAGGUGCAGUUGCUGGAGUACGAUAUGAGGUUUGAGAGAUAUGGAAGUGAGUUCACGUAUUAUGAUUACAACGAACCUGAAGAUUUACCGUUGGACCUUAAACAUUGGUUCAACAUAAUCGUUGCAGAUCCUCCCUACUUGAGUAAGGAAUGUCUGGAAAGAGUUACUCAAACGGUUUCGUUUAUGGCGAGUCCAGUAGAUUCUUUGUUACUUCUUCUCACAGAAAUGUGCAAAGAUAUAUGGCGGCUGAGAUAUUGGGUGUUCGGCCUUGCGUGUUUAAAGCCUCAUCACUCUAGCAAACUCGGAAACGAGUUUAGGCUGUUUGUAAGUUAUGAUCCAGGUACCAGACUAGGGGGUUUGGAAGAAGAAGACAGCUAGCUGUGAAUUGUCCAUCUUUUCAUCUACCAUCUGCGUUGACUUGCUUGUAAGUUGCUUCUCUAGAGUCUUCAAGACUAUUAUUAAGUAAACAAUGAGAGUUUCUUGUAUCCUUCUGAUCACCACUUAACCUUGUUGGAAACAGCUGAUUAGUCAGUCUCAAUAGUUUUGGUAAAAGCUUUUUUGUUGAGAUAUCAA